Messenger RNA from Linepithema humile (Argentine ant), 958 nucleotides. Lineage: Eukaryota; Metazoa; Arthropoda; Insecta; Hymenoptera; Formicidae. The record is from RefSeq and is a predicted model, not a curated record.
UGAUGUGGGCGACCAAGCAAGUCGCGAAUGCUACUCUAUCACGUGCGUAUUUGACGUGUUUGAAGCAUUCGCGUUUCAACAAAAAUCAAUUCAUGCGUCGUUCUAUGAAAAUUUCCACAAAGCACUGCUUUCAGAAAUCAUCUGUACGCCGUUCAGAAAUUCAACCAUCGUCAUAAUGAAUCAUUACGUUUCGAUCUACAAGCGGGACUACACCUCGCCUCUAGUGUCGGCUGCACGUCGACCUAAAUCGCCAACAGCGAUUUUUAAAAGUUGCACUUGCACCGACUCACGGCAAGCGCUUAAAAAGCUUGUAGAUGUGAAAGUCGAAGAGUGUUUUGAUUCAAGUCGUAUGAAACCCACGGGAUGGCUCUCAGAGCCGAAGAUUUAUCCCAAGACUCAGCCUAGGAUUCAGGAAGUAGAUAAAACACCGUUUGAUCAGCCGCGCGGUUGCGUAAAAACACUCGAAAUACAAUGUCCCGAGUUCUAUAAAAUGUUAGAAAAAGCACAGCUGGAGGAAAGAGCCUCGCGAGUAGAGGCUGAUCGUAUGAAGACGACGUAUCAGAUCGAUUUCAGUGAUCCUGCAGCUGCACGUAUGACACAACUGUCCAGGAUCCGUGAUAUGGACGAUCAACAGCUGCAAUGCCGUGUGCCAAUAAAGAUAACGAUAGAAGCUGAUUGCCCGCCACAAUGUCGUCCCCCGUCUUUAAAGUAUAACGGAAGCACGCGUGCUCGGAAAUACGAUUUCAAACAAAAGAAUGCAUUGAAACGCGGAAAGCCGUGCGAGGACAUCGAGGGAAGAUUGGCGCAAUUGCCAUCCUGGAAAACGGAGUAUCAAGAUAGUAUCAAUAAGAUCGGUCAAACCAUUAUGAAAGUUAAAUUACAUCAAAUGAAAAAAAAAGUUUUACCGGUGUUAACUGUGUCCAACUAAUACAUUGAAUACAACGAAAAAUGUUUUAAU